Messenger RNA from Otolemur garnettii (small-eared galago), 655 nucleotides. RefSeq names its product molybdopterin synthase sulfur carrier subunit. The record is from RefSeq and is a predicted model, not a curated record. The transcript is spliced from 2 exons. Lineage: Eukaryota; Metazoa; Chordata; Mammalia; Primates; Galagidae. The coding region runs from base 1 to 291 and encodes 96 amino acids. Gene Ontology annotation, cellular component: cytosol. Gene Ontology annotation, biological process: Mo-molybdopterin cofactor biosynthetic process.
AUGGUGCCCAGUUGCCAGGUUGAAGUAUUGUAUUUCGCACAAAGUGCUGAAAUAACAGGAGUUCGUUCAGAGACCAUUUCUGUGCCACAAGAAAUAAAAGUACUGCAGCUGUGGAGAGAGAUAGAAACUCAACAUCCUGGAUUGGCUGAUGUUAGAAAUCAGGUGGUAUUUGCUGUUCGUCAAGAAUAUGUCGAGCUUGGAGACCAGCUCCUCUUGCUUCAACCAGGAGACGAAAUCGCCAUUAUCCCCCCCCCCCCCAUCAGUGGAGGAGAGUGCUUUUGUGCCAUCUAGGAAAGAUGUGGAUGGAGUUAAAGAGAAAUCUAAAGAUAUAAUAAAAUUCACUGAGGAGAAACUUUCAGUGGAUGAAGUCUCCCAGUUGGUGGUUUCCCCACUCUGUGGUGCAGUAUCCUUAUUUGUAGGAACUACAAGAAAUAACUUUGAAGGGAAAAAAGUCAUUAGCUUAGAAUAUGAAGCAUCUCUAUCCAUGGCAGAAAAUGAAGUCAGAAAGAUUUUCAGUGAAAUUAGGCGGAAAUGGCCGAUCAAACACAUAGCGGUAUUCCAUAGACUUGGCUUGGUCCCAGUGUCAGAAGCAAGCAUCAUCAUUGCUGUGUCCUCAGCCCACAGGGCUGCAUCUCUUGCAGCUGUGGAUUAUGCC